UCUUGAAUGCAGCACAAUUUACGUCCAACGGAUUGGCUCUUCACGUCAAGCCCCGCCUUCUUCCGAGGAGCGUUAAUACCUUAACGUCAACCCUGGUUGUCACAGUAAACAAGAAACUUCGACACUACAGACGCAAUAUGAUCAAUUGGAAGGCUUUGGACAAUGUCCCCGUCCUGCUGUACAUUCUGGCCCUGAAGACACUGCUGCUGUGUUUGGCGUUCGCCGGGGUGAAGAUCUACCAGAGUAAUAAGAUAGAAGCGGCCCUGAAGAAGGAGCGUGCUGAGAAGUUGAGGAUAGCCCAGCAGGCCCAGGAGCUCAUAGACAACAAGAAGGAUGACUGAGCAUAGAGGAGAAGCCUGCUGUACACAGGGGAACAUGUUACGGACCACUUUCUCCACAUAUGAGCCAGAUGUCUGAGUGGGGGCAACAGCAGGGCCUUCCUGUCCCUUAGGAAAUUGUUUGCGGUACUGGUUUCCUAUAUCGGUUUUCUAUAUAUUCUGCAAAUGUUUAACCACACCAGGUUUUUUUAUCAAAUUUAAAUGACCGCAGAAAAGAUGAGGGCCUGUUUUCUCUUUUGAAACAGAGAUUAACUACUUUACUUAAAUCAGUAAUAUACAAUACAGCACGGUAUUUAUUCUUUAAUAUUCCUUGUAAAUUGUGAACCAGCUUUGUGCCAAACUUUUGUAAUUGUAUUAAAUAGUUUGUUCCACUUGUU
Molecule: messenger RNA, 715 nt
Organism: Cottoperca gobio
Lineage: Eukaryota; Metazoa; Chordata; Actinopteri; Perciformes; Bovichtidae
Gene: smim11
Product: small integral membrane protein 11
Exons: 3
Coding region: 138-341 (67 amino acids)
Source: RefSeq, a predicted model, not a curated record